Molecule: messenger RNA, 1569 nt
Organism: Megalobrama amblycephala (Wuchang bream)
Lineage: Eukaryota; Metazoa; Chordata; Actinopteri; Cypriniformes; Xenocyprididae
Gene: ppp1r3c2b
Product: protein phosphatase 1 regulatory subunit 3C2, duplicate b
Exons: 3
Coding region: 204-968 (254 amino acids)
Biological process (GO): regulation of glycogen biosynthetic process
Cellular component (GO): protein phosphatase type 1 complex
Molecular function (GO): glycogen binding; protein phosphatase 1 binding
Source: RefSeq, a predicted model, not a curated record
AUAAAUAGCUGGUUAAGUCCCGUCCGGUCUUUGUAAAGCUCGUUGGCUUGAGUUUGGAGGAGGGAUCAAGCGUCUAUAAAAGACGAAGUGACGCAAGAUUUCACACACCGCUUCCUGAGGUUCAGCUGAGCAGCAUCGGCUCAGUGUGACUGCUUUGGGGGAAAGGAAUUUUGAAGGAGGAUUUCACUGUUAGACUGCGGAAGAUGACUUGUGCAAAUGUGAUGUCGCGGUUUGGCCCUCCUGUCUCCAUGAGGUCGGUGGACGUGGGCUUCCGGUGCAGAGGCUCUCCACACAUCAACCACCUGUCUUCUCCCAAACCCCUGCGGCCCUGCAUCUCGCAUCAGCCGGUGUUCGAGUACAGACACUCCCCUUCAAAGGGCCUCAUCAAGAGCGGCCGCGGGGAGAAACGCGUCGCGUUCGCGGACGCCAAAGGGCUUUCACUCAUCACAGUGCGCCUCUUCUCCGAGAAGGAGGACAAAAUCCCGCGCGAGCCGCUGAAAAUACCCCGACUGAAGAAGCUGAGUUGCGCAACAGAGCCUGCUAAUAAGACUUUGAGGUUGAGUGUGGGGUUCGAGCAGCCCUGCAGAGAUUUCCAGGCGUUCAGAAGUCGGCUUCAGGAUCACAUGGUGCUGUUGGAGAGCUGUGACGUCAGUAAACGCUGCAUUCUGGGCACCGUGCGCGUCAAGAACGUCUGCUUCGAGAAAGUGGUACACAUCCGGAUUACUUUCGAUACCUGGCGCAGUUACCUGGACGUACCGUGUACGUACCUGGAUCAGUGUUACGGGGAACCUGGAACUGACGUGUUUGAGUUUAACAUCAGCGUUCCUGAACGAAUAGACCCGCGCGAGCGCAUCGAGUUCUGCGUGUCUUACUUACCGGCCGCGCUCGGUGCCACUGAAUGGGACAAUAAUAAUGGCAAUAACUACUGUAUUAAUGUGUGUGGCGCUGAAUCUGCUGCUGUCCAAUGACAGCUUCACUGUGUUCGCAUUCAGACAGAACCAACUUUGCACUUUGUCUCCUGCGCUGACCUAUGGCAAGCCGUUUUAGCUUAUAUUGUUUCCAGCGUCACUCAUUGCAUUUUUACUAGUAAGAAUUCAAUUGUAGAGCUCUGUAAUUAACAAUGAAUGUAAAUAAAUGGAGACAUAUGACUAGUAAAAAUGAAUUUGAAGAGCUCUCUAAUUGCAAUUGUUACUAGUAAGAAUGCAAUUACGCAGAGUAACGCUGCACAAUGCAAGUUAAAAUGGCUUGCCAUACUGACCCGUUUAGCACAGAACUGACUGAAACGCUGUGCCAUGAUCACUGUUCACAGUGUUUCAAGAAAUUAUUUUUUAAAAAAUGUGAUGCUUGUAAUAUUGGGUAUAUUAACAAAUGUUUAUAAAUAUAUUGUGGAAAUGUUUAUUAAAGCUUUGCAUAUUGUGGAUAAUGUAUUUUUAUGGGAAAUGUUUAUAUCAAGCAAAUUUAAAAUGAAUAUAUUUUGUAAGAUUAAGCACUAAAACCCUUUCAUACUGUGGAUUAUUUAAAGUUUUUAUAGUAUUUUAUUAUAUAAAUAAAGUGUUUAAGUAAUAUUCA